This is a messenger RNA of Gongylonema pulchrum, 423 nucleotides long. The record is from the annotation of a GenBank genome assembly. Lineage: Eukaryota; Metazoa; Nematoda; Chromadorea; Rhabditida; Gongylonematidae.
AUGCUAAAGAAGAAAGUGGUGCAUACUUUUGGUUGUUUUGAUAAAGGCAUUUUGAACAACUGUAUACAUUUCGCAAUAUACCCUAUAAUUUCGGCAGCGCUGAAAAAUCCGAAUGAUCACACAAAGCUAUCACUGCUUUUCGCUAAUAAGGAUGAAUCGGAUAUUCUGUUGAGAGAUGAGUUGGAUCGCUUAGCUGAGAAGCAUUCAGACCGAUUCCAAGUCUGGUAUACAGUUGAUCAGCCAACAUCUAACUGGAAAUACUCACAAGGGUUCGUUAAUGCAAGCAUGAUCGGAGAACAUCUGCCGAAUCCCAGUGACGAUACAGUGAUUUUGAUGUGUGGGCCGCCACCAAUGAUUAAAUUUGCAUGUUCACCAAGCCUUGAUGAGUUACAUUAUCCAAGCAGCAGUCGUUUGAUUUUUUAA